AAAUGAGCAGACCAAUGAAGUGAACUUUAAAAAGUCAAUAGAGCAGAGAGAGUUAACUUUUGUAGUUACAGAAGAGCUCACAAGGUCAUGGCGAGAAGCUAUCCUUCGAUCAUUCUCUCAACUCUCCUUCUGUUUCUGCCUCUACUGACGGGUGUUGAAGCAGAAGCAAAGAAGUUCCCAGUAGUGGUGAGUACUUGGCCUUUCAUAGAAGCGGUUAGAGCAGCUUGGAGAGCAGUUGAUAACGGAAGCUCUGCUGUAGAUGCUGUUGUGGAAGGUUGUUCUGCUUGUGAGCAACUCCGCUGUGACGGUACAGUUGGACCUGGAGGAAGUCCUAAUGAGAAGGGUGAAACCAUGCUUGAUGCUUUAGUCAUGGAUGGGGUGACUAUGGAGGUAGGAGCUGUUGCUGCAAUGCGGUAUGUCAAAGACGGUAUAAGAGCUGCAAGGCUGGUGAUGAAGCACUCUCAACACACGUUGCUAGCUGGAGAAGGAGCAUCAGCUUUUGCUAUCUCCAUGGGUCUUCCUGGACCUAUGAACUUGAGUUCUCCUGAAUCCGUAAACAAGUGGUCUGACUGGAAAGAGAAUCGGUGUCAACCUAACUUCAGGAAGAACGUUGUCCCUGCAAACGACUGUGGACCUUACAAGCCAAUCGAUGUCUCUAGAGAGGUACUCACCGAGUACUCUUGCGAGAUGGGGACAGCUGAGUAUAGAUUGCCUCUUGUUGGUCCUCACAGCCAUGAUACCAUAUCAAUGGCUGUUAUUGACAAAAUGGGGCAUAUAGCUGUAGGGACAUCGACCAAUGGAGCAACAUUCAAGAUUCCCGGAAGGGUGGGUGAUGGGCCUAUCGCUGGAUCAUCAGCCUAUGCUGAUGAUGAAGUAGGUGGGUGUGGUGCAACUGGAGAUGGAGACAUCAUGAUGCGCUUCCUUCCCUGUUACCAAGUCGUGGAGAGCAUGAGACAAGGAAUGAAACCAGAAAAGGCUGCCAAGGACGCGGUCUCAAGAAUCGCCAGGAAGUUUCCGGAUUUUGUGGGAGCGGUUGUUGCUGUUGACAAGAACGGGUCUCACGCAGGAGCUUGCCAUGGCUGGACGUUUCAGUACUCUGUCCAGAGCCCUGACAUGGACGAUGUUCAAGUCUUCACGGUUCUCCCAUGAAACCGGGUUUCUAAAAGAAACGCCACGAAGUUCAUGCCUGCAAAUAAGGAACGGCAAGCUCGUUUGGAGAAUAUUCUGAAAUAUUGUUUCUUUAAACAGAAAUCUGCACCCCAUUGGCCAGACAAGGAGACUAAGGAAUUUCUAUUUGUUUUCUAUAAACAUCAGAACAUAUUUAUAUAUACAAUAGUUGACUUUAUGUAAAUUUUGUGAUUAAUUAUAGAGAUUUCUUAAACAUAACA
Messenger RNA from Raphanus sativus (radish), 1388 nucleotides. RefSeq names its product probable isoaspartyl peptidase/L-asparaginase 3. The record is from RefSeq and is a predicted model, not a curated record. Gene Ontology annotation, biological process: protein deglycosylation. Gene Ontology annotation, molecular function: N4-(beta-N-acetylglucosaminyl)-L-asparaginase activity. Lineage: Eukaryota; Viridiplantae; Streptophyta; Magnoliopsida; Brassicales; Brassicaceae.